Molecule: messenger RNA, 1875 nt
Organism: Anguilla anguilla (European eel)
Lineage: Eukaryota; Metazoa; Chordata; Actinopteri; Anguilliformes; Anguillidae
Exons: 8
Coding region: 383-1168 (261 amino acids)
Source: RefSeq, a predicted model, not a curated record
GAUGUAAUAACAGACUUACUCAUUCAGUGGGUAGGCGAAUAGCGAAUUCGUCUUAAGAACAUUACGUCACCCUUACACUGAAUAGAGGUUUCAGCAACCAUCCAGCAGGUGCGUGCACAGUGGCUAGGCUACAUGCUUCUACAGUUCUGUGCACGAUUCCCACACUGGUGCAACACCAAAACAAUUCCGAUUAGCAAAUAAAAUCUCCUCUCGCUUCUUUCUCCUCUGAGUGAGGGAAAUGAGUCGAAAACACCGCGUAUACGUGCCGCUGCAACAAGCUGUAUAUAAUUUUAUGACGUAAUUUGGCACAACAAUAUUUACAAUUUUAAUUAGACGGUAGGCUGUCAGUGGCUUGAGGACACGAAACACAAUCAGUUACGGAAUGGCAGCAGUUAGCGUCACGGAGCCGCUUUGUGAACCUUGUGGAUAUGAUGCAAAAUUCAAAGUGGAGGUUUACGUGAAGAAGCCCCUAAUGCCCAUUCACCUGAGUAGCAUACAGGUCGGGAUGGAGAUGUUGUGCCUCUGUAGCCAGCUUGACCUCCUCAUCAGGGCACAGGUGCAUCAGUUCCAAGAACAACUCAAGCAGGACAGCAGCCCAGUGGAGUCAGAUUCUUUCCAAAGGCAAGGGGCUGAGAUUAUAGACCGGAUGUACCUUUGCUUGGACCACCUGCCAAAACCUUUGCCACAGCUGGAGGACUAUCUAGAUGCUGUGGGAUUGUCUACCAUGUUUCCGCGUGUGGAAGUAUAUCUUAUACACGGCAGCCCAGUGGACAUGUUGGAAAACCCAACCAUGGAUGACUACUUUCCUCACAUUGGUAAGCUGAACCAGUUACUGGUCCUCAGCCAACAGCUGGAGGAUGACGUGAGACACCUGGGCAGCCACAAGUACAUAGCCCACCAGCUGGCUGUCGUAUACCAAGUCCUCAGCUCUUUCAGAGGCAUCCUGCCCCUAUCCAUCCUGAAGAGGGACAUUGAAGCAAACUUCAAACAGCUGAAAAUGUCCCUGGUGACAGAGGAAGGGUCCAAGGUGGAGCCACAGCUACCCGCAUACUACGUCAGCUGGUUAUUAGGUAUUACACACAGAGUUAUAUCUUCCGUUUCCUCGCUGCCAGAGGAACUGACAGAACCCCUCAGUCCACCCAUGGCCUUCAUCUCCAGCCUCACAUGACGCACGCACUGGCUCUUCUGCAGCUUGCCUUAAUGGUGGGUACUGGCAGGCGUCUCGAUUACGCUCUACUCGGGAGAUAUUCGAAAACCUGGCCCCCUGAGGCCAGUAUUAAUGCUGGUUUUCAUUCUUCCCCUCUAAUUCGGGACUGAUUUACACCUGGGACACCAGAGGAGGUAAAUCUCUGGCCAAUCAGUUCCAUCAAUCAAUCAAUUAAACUAUUACGUGGAAAAGAAAACCAGCAGUACCGCUGGCCUCAAAGGCCAGAAUUAAGUAUCCCUGUCGUGCUGUAUACUGUUAAAAUUGCUGGGUCAAUUAUUCUAUGUUGGGCCAAGGGUGUGCAGACAUUUAACGUACAAGACAAAGCAACCAUUGCUUUGUUCAAACAUUGUGCAGACAUUUUUCAUCUUAUGUUUAAGAAUACAAUGUCAAGUUGGUCUCAGCCUGGACUGUGCUAAGGAGAGGAAGUGGUCUCAGCACAGGGGUACUAUAAAAAACUGUGUGGUUAUUUAAGAUGAGCCUUUUCUGUGUGCCAGUCAGAUUCUGCUGUGCGUUUACUCGUUUAUGCUGUAUAUUAAUUUUGUAUCAUACUACAGGGGACCCAAAAUGAUCCAGUAUGUCACAUGCACGAUAAAUGCAUACUACAACGCACACGUGUAUUCUUUGGGCGUGUCAUAAUGGUCAUAACUGGAGAUGCUCGGUAUUAAAGA